AUGUCCAUCACGCAGGCAGUUCAGAAAUAUGCGUCUGGGAUCCCUGGUGUGAGAGGUGCGGAGGUGUCGUGCCCCGGGGUGUGGCUGCCGGGAAGGGGUCGCUGCUCCCUCUCGCUGUGUCUCCUCGGCUUCCACACGCGAACCAACAAGCUGCCACCGGUCUUCCCGCUGCUCUACCACGACAAGUUCAAGUUCGAGAGGACCUUCGUGGGCGUGCGUAACCUGAGCUUGCUGGAGCGGGUGCUGGAGGCGGAGACGGUGUACCUGGAGUUGGUGCAGGAGGAGCCGUCGGGGGAGACAGUGCUGGCCGUGUUCGAGUCUUCCGUGCGUGACCUGCUCUUUCCGAAGCCCGCCGAGAGGCUCUCCUACUCCGGCGUGGACCUCGACCUGCUGAUGGAACCCACGCGGGACUUUCCUGGCAUCAUCUCCCCCAAGAUCGAAGUCUCCACCAGGACCAGCGUGAGCGAGACGCGGACACCCCUGCACCAGUGUAGCCAGGACACCGUCAGCUUCGGCCACGCCCACAACAAGAACACGAAGGUAAGGACGGCGAGGAGGGAGGGGGAGGGAAUGGGUGGAGGGAGGGAGAAUGCGCCAUAA
Molecule: messenger RNA, 600 nt
Organism: Eriocheir sinensis (Chinese mitten crab)
Lineage: Eukaryota; Metazoa; Arthropoda; Malacostraca; Decapoda; Varunidae
Product: spermatogenesis associated 6-like protein
Exons: 4
Coding region: 1-600 (199 amino acids)
Biological process (GO): spermatogenesis
Molecular function (GO): myosin light chain binding
Source: RefSeq, a predicted model, not a curated record